Molecule: messenger RNA, 894 nt
Organism: Phyllotreta striolata
Lineage: Eukaryota; Metazoa; Arthropoda; Insecta; Coleoptera; Chrysomelidae
Source: the annotation of a GenBank genome assembly
AUGUUCUCCUCGUUGUACUUCAUCGCCUUCUCCGCCUGCGCCGCCUUGGUCUCGGCCGGCACCAACGUGACGGGGUUCUAUCCCCAGAUCAAAGGGAACCUCACCAUGAUCACGUGGGAGCACGACAGCCAGCCGCCCUUCAACGACGAAUGGGUAAUGAUGCUGAGCGAGAAUAUAACAUCGAUAAAGGAUAAAUCUGGAGUUAUAACUCCCGUGCUGAACAAGAACCAAAAGGUAACUCUGGAGAAUUUGCUGGGGUCAGUAGAAUUGACCAACAUCUACUACAACGUCUCCAAAGGUCAUGGAGAAGGCGUCAAAUUGCAAUUCACCGAAGUCGAUGCAAUGAGUAGCUCUCUACCGAUCCUCCAAAAGCAUUCGAAGGCGAACUACCCAAUGGUGAUUGCGGCUGACAUUCUGGAGGGAACAAGCAAGCCCACUCUCGACAGCUCAAUGUUUUUCAAAUUAUUGGAGAACUCGAAAGAUCUGGCGGACAAAGUGAUCCUAUCGGUGGGCUGGACGAAUAACGCGAAACUCAGGGCCUACCCGGACGACGGGAUCAAAGAAAUGGGGAAGAUUUUGAAGGACAAGAAGGAUUUCAACUUCAACUUUCCGGUUAGAGCGUGCGCAGUCGCCAAGACGAAUUCCACGUUUAAACAGCUGUUGACCAACAUCACCGGUUCGACGGUGACCGUCUUCUCCAUGCCCAACGACACGGUCAACGUGGACGCGCUCAGGAGCUUCGUGCUCGACAUCGGCGUGAACAGGACCUUCCUGGACGUGCCGCAGGACCUGCGCGACAAGCUGCGCCUGGACCAGAAGGCCUCCGGCUCGUUCAGGACCGUCUCCGCGUUGGGCGUCAUCGCCUGGGCGGCCCUCCUGCUCCGGCUGUUUUGA